CAGCUGUCAGCGGUCGUUUUGUCAAAUAUUCACUUUGCUUUCGUUUAGGUUAGAAUGAAAUAUAAGCAAAAAUGUCUUUCAAAUUGAUUUGCGAGAGUUUAUUUUCCAAAAUCAAUCCAAUAAGCUUAAAAAAUGUGACAUCGGGUGCUAGUAAUUUCUACACAUCUGCUAUCGCAGCCGGAAAAAUCAAUCGAAUGAAGGAUCGAACAGCGUUGCUUCGUACUGUUGUUAAAAAAGAAGACGGAACAAAAGGUGCAACAUCAGUCGAUCUCGAUAGUGUCAUCCAAAACCAACAGUUUCAACGAUUCCCCGAUAUCGGACUGCCAGAUAGGACGUUUGGUGAUGUAGCAUUCAAGAAUUUGCCCGUUUGUCACAUUCGUGUCUCCAAGAAUAACACCAUCGUUAGUGUAACUGAUAACAAAGGCAAAGUGCUUGCCAUCAACACAUGCGGAAAGGAGGGAUACAAAAACUGCCGUAAGGGAACCAAUAUUGCUGGACAAGCAACAGCCAUUACAUUGAGCAAGGAGGCUCUCCAGAAAGGUAUUCAUACGGUGAAAGUUGUUGUGAGAGGUCUAGGGCCAGGCAGAGCCUCCUCCGUGAAAGGCUUACAGAUGGGGGGAUUGAACAUUGUCUCCAUAACAGACGCCACACGAGUAUCAGAUAACCCACCAAGAGCACGCAAGGCUAGACGAGUUUAAGGAAAGGUUGACGGAACAGUUGCACGAAUAGUUUUCAUUUUCUUGUAAAUAAAAAAGUAAAAGAAAAACACAGUCUCUGAUUUACUACCGCGUUGGUGUUAAAUUCAACUUUAUUUUGAGGUGUUCUGACAUAUUGAUGGUUACUUAUCCGUUUUAUGAUGUAUUUGUGUUUUAGCAAUAUUUUCGUGGAGUUUUUACUUUAUUCUCAGCCAUUUUUUUAGCCGAUUAUUCGAAUUCACUUGGAGAAAAAUCAAAGUCGUCAAUUUCUUCUUUUUGAUUUCUUUGCUUCUCCGCAUUAGCAAUGCCUUCGAAGAUAUUCACGUACUCCUCGAAGCUGAAAAAUGGAUGCAAGCGUUGAAUUUCAACGAAUAUGCCCAAGCUCAUUUGUUUGAAAUCGAUCGACGAAAAACUGCCACCCAAUUCUAUACGCAGAUUUCCCGGUGUCGCUUCAAUCAACUGUUUUUCGCAUGAUUUUUUGGCCCAUUUGAUGCAACUGCCAAAGAUGAUUUUCUGGCUGAGCAGGUUUUCGACCAGUUGAAGUACGUGAACAAGUGCUGAGUGAUCCAUUUCUGCGAACGCAUCCGAUUGUAAAACGCCAACUGGUUGGAGCGUAGCCAUGAUUGCGCAGCAUUGUUCUAGUUUCUGAAAACUGUACUUGAGUGCAAAAUCAAGCACCCAACACACAUUAUUUACAUUGACCUGAGGAUGGAGGUAGCUUGCACAGAUUUGCAUGACACCAUUGCAUUCGUAUUUGUCGGCCAAACGCAUCACUUCGCCCACAUUUUCCAUGUCGAUGUUUCCGUGCAUCUGAUAGAUGGUUUGUAGAAACAUUCCGAACGCCGUCGAUGCUGCAUCCACGAUUUCGACGUCACCCUCUUCUUUCGGGUCACCGUAGAACAUGGCUUUGAAAACAGAGCUUCCCGCCGCCAAAAUGAUUUUGUGUGCCGAAAGCCGCUUCACUUGGCCCGACUCAUCGAAUUGGAAAUACGCAUCAGCCGUGUCAUCCUUGUUUUGGUACAAACAAUUCAUUUGCUGAAACGAUAGUUUCGGUGCUAAUGUGUCCAUUGAUUGUGAAUGAAUUUUUACGCUAAAGAAUACUUUUAAUACGACACAAAAUAACCUAGUCUACCAAAUCGUUUCGAUGUCAGUUUAUCUAAUUGUGAGAGAAGCUGUGAUUUCGAUGACAACACAGGGAAGAGUAUGCGUAAUUUUGGCGGCAUUCGACACAAACACAUUCAUACGAUCGUUUUGUAUAGUUGGUGCGUUGCACAAUUGUCGACAUUACUUGGACAUAAACCUAUCAAUUGGCACAAAAAUGAUCCGUUCCUAAAAGAAUGGAAGAUGGAAAAAAUGUUUUUAACGCAAUGGCUACGAUUCUGACCUGUUUAAAUGGUCUUUUUUAUUAUUUUAUGUUAAAGAAACUGACUUCGAAUCAUUUAUACGCGAAAAAUCAAUCAUUGCUUCUCAAACUGAAAAAUGGACUACAAUGGCUAAGAUUGCCCACAUUUUUUUUUGCAAUUUUAAACAAAAUUAAAAACAAGAGCUGAAAUAAUAAUUUGUUCCUUCACAACUCCUCGAAAUGAUCGGGAGAUCUGUUGGAUAUUCGAAUCCAAGCAACCUCUUUUAUACUAGAGAAAUAGGAAGUGAACACAUUUUUUUAUCUUUUUUUAUUGCACACACGUAGAACUCAUUUAUAUAACAUUUUUAUCACCUGAACGUAUCAGCCUAGAACAAUGGAUUUGGGCUGUAAAAAGAUAGACAGUGCUGACAUGUUUAACUGUUAAGAUAGAAAGCCUGACAAUGUGCAAACAUCUAUGGAACUCGUUAGGUAACGAACUAGAUAUCUUUACUGUGUUAUAUCAUUGGUAUGUUACGUGAAAUUUACAAAUAGACAACUGUCGUUAACAGAGUGGUAUUUUUGUAUGACAAUUAAUUCACUUCGAUAUAAAUAGGAACCAAAACGUUGAAGGGGCAUCGACCUGAAUACUAUGAGCGUUAUAUUUGCCGUUGCAGGUGUGUGAUCACACCAAAUCACAACACAUAUUGAAAAUACGUAGAUGUUUUUAACGUUGCAUUCAGUCACAGUUUUUGGAGAAAAAUUUCAUUUCUUAGUUGGGCAUUCACCUUAAUUCAGUCGUAGAAAUUUUUUUGAUCGUAAAUUUAUUCAACUUGGAUCAUGGUUUUCGUCAGUCGAAUAUAUUUCAAAUUGAUAAUAGCUACUAAGUCAGAACAUUUGCAAAAGACACAUAGUCACUAUAGUUUAUUACUUUUAUUAUAACAAUGCUGGGCCCCAAAUAGAACUACGCAAAAAGUUGUCAUUUAUCGAAGAUCACCCUUCGGGUCGGUACCUCACAUCAAAUUUUCCUCCCAAACGAUUUCCCACAGUAGCGCUUUUCCGAGAAUUUUCCAACCAAAAAAUGCAUGUGUGCUGUGCAUAGUAAUAGUUUGGUGCGUAGGGUAACUUUUCUGAGACUUGUGGUAAUUAUACUCGUCACCAAAAGAUACCACAAACCUACCACAUUUUAUUUCUGUGUGUAAUGCUCACUGAAAUUCGCCACUGGUUAAUCAAUUGAAAUGCGAU
Messenger RNA from Sitodiplosis mosellana (orange wheat blossom midge), 3279 nucleotides. It is a transcript of the gene mRpS11, whose product is annotated as 28S ribosomal protein S11, mitochondrial. The coding region runs from base 72 to 698 and encodes 208 amino acids. Lineage: Eukaryota; Metazoa; Arthropoda; Insecta; Diptera; Cecidomyiidae. The record is from RefSeq and is a predicted model, not a curated record. Gene Ontology annotation, molecular function: small ribosomal subunit rRNA binding; structural constituent of ribosome; mRNA 5'-UTR binding. Gene Ontology annotation, biological process: maturation of SSU-rRNA from tricistronic rRNA transcript (SSU-rRNA, 5.8S rRNA, LSU-rRNA); ribosomal small subunit assembly; translation. Gene Ontology annotation, cellular component: ribosome; mitochondrial small ribosomal subunit. The transcript has 3 exons.